Messenger RNA from Daldinia vernicosa, 489 nucleotides. RefSeq lists its product as uncharacterized. The annotation marks the transcript as partial. The record is from RefSeq and is a predicted model, not a curated record. Lineage: Eukaryota; Fungi; Ascomycota; Sordariomycetes; Xylariales; Hypoxylaceae. The transcript has 2 exons.
GCGCCCUUUAUUUUAAGCAGCUGGCGGCUAGACGCAUUAGACACAUAAACCUAACUUUAGAUUCCUCCUCCUAAACUUGUGAACCCUUCCAUCUUUUACCUAACCACCAACAAACCGGUAAGCCACCGACUUGCGUUUUAUUAAGCGCUGCUUUUGCUACCUUUCCCUCGUUUAUCCUACCUCUCUCCACAUACUAUAUCUGCGAAACCAUGGCUCGCGGCAACCAGCGUGAAAAGGCGCGCGAGAAGAACCUCAAGGCCCAGGCUGCUCAGAAAUCGAAGAACUCCAAGAGCGGUACUGAGAUGCAACGUGACAAGGAAGCUGUCGCCGAGAUGAUGCGCAAGAAGCAAGCUGCUGGUAAGAUAUAUUUUCUUCUUGGAAGGGGAACGAAACGCGGCUAUUUAGAUCGUUUCCUGCCAUAUAACAUACGUGUUCUGUUCGUAAGCUGAUUCAUCCUUUGUUUCUAGCCGACGCGAAGAGGGCAGCCGC